GAGCAGCCCGCCCGCCAGCCCCUUGGCUGUGGGUGAAGUGGAAGACGCGCCGCGGCCGCAAGAGUGCCUCCUGUUCCCCCGCGGCCAGCUUUUUUCUUCGUCUUCUUGGGCAUCGAGCUCCGGCUGCUCUCCGUAGCCGCGCUGACUUCUCCGCUUUACCAGCCCCGGGAUCUCCUGUGCGCCUCUUCCAGCAUCUCCUCCUUCCCUCCCUCCCUCCCUCCGGCACCAUCGGAGUGCCAAACAGCAAAGAGCGGCAGAUUCUGGACAGGCGAGGGUUCUUUUGCAAGCUAGAAGUUCUUGGUCCGGGGGAGAAUCAGGGCCCACCAGGUGCCGUGGUUGCCUUCUCACUGCUAGUGGAACUGCCAUGUCGGUGACUGUGAACCUUAUUGGCCUGGCUCCCUGGGGCUUCCGCAUAACAGGGGGCAGGGACUUCAGGAAGCCCAUCAUAGUAUCUAAGGUGACUGAGCAUGGCAAAGCAGCCCAAGGUGACCUUCGACCUGGUGAUGUCAUAAUCUCCAUCAAUGGAGAGAGCACUGCUGAGAUGCUCAACGUGGAGGCACAGAACAAGAUUAAGCAGAGCUCUGGGCAUCUGCAGCUGCUGGUGGACAGGUCUCAACAAUUUUCUCCCAGUCAGACGAAUGGUGAAAGUUCCCCAGAGAUGUUAUCCAUACGGUUUCAGGAUGUUGUAAGAACCAGAGAUGAUGGUCAGAGCUCGCUGAGAUCUUCGUAUUCCAGCCCAGCCUCCAUCAGUCCACGGCCCAGCAGUCCCUAUUCUCCUUCAUCUCCUGGAUACCGACCUGGUAGCCCAUACAGUCUCCAGAGGCCCAACCUACCCAAUGAGGGCAGAGGGGAACAUGUGGUGAACAGCCGUAGCUUCCAGUCUCUGGAGAAUUCAUUGGGAAUUUCUGACGAACACUCUUCACCUUAUGGGCAGCAGCGUUCACACAUCAAGAGGGAACAAAGAAGUAUCAGCUACUCUAGCAGAUCUCCAGUUGCAGUUCUGCCUCCAUUAAAUGGUUCUCCAUCCCCUGGAGCAUAUUCAUUCUCCAGCCCAUGGGAGAUCAGGAAAGACCAGAACAGGAGCCCCUCUUCCUACCAGCGCCGUUACAGUCUGGAUACAGAGCCAGCCAUGCAUCGUUUGGAAGGGGACUCUGAGGUCUACAAGAUGAUGCAAGAAAACCGCGAAACUAGGGCCCAACCUCGACAAUCCAGCACUUUCCGCUUGCUCCAGGUGGCUCUGGAGUUGGAUGAAAAAGAGGGCUCUGUGACUCACUUUCCUAGCCAGCUGUCUCCUAGCACACACAAGCCAGUCAGCAGUUUCGUGGCAGGCGGCACCCAGAAGCUGCACAUGUGUGAAAAAUGUGGCAGCAGCAUCAUAACCCAGGCAGUGAGAAUCCAAGAGAACCGCUACCGCCACCCCUCCUGCUAUAUCUGCACCGACUGUGGUCUCAACCUGAAGAUGCGCGGCCACUUCUGGGUUGGCGAAGAGAUGUACUGUGAGAAGCAUGCCCGCCAGCGUUACCAGGGGGCAGCAGGGAGCAGCCCUGCCCCAGCAGUUUAUUCCCAGUCCUAAACAGUGUCAUCUGAGCACAUGGGGCUGAGCAAGAAUGAAGCUGGCAUUGCCACCACCCUGGUGGCUUCCUCCCAAUAUCUAAUCUGUGUGACUCCCAGAGGCUUCCCUGGGUCUAUUUCAAUUGGCUACUGGGCCUUUCUUUUCCUGCACCAUAUCAGCCAAGCAGGAUUCAGACAGUUUCUACUUAAACAGGAAGAGGAAGCUUCCAGUGAAAAGCAAAACUAUACAGUGAAAGAAGGGCUCAGGAAUCGUGGGAACAGGGAAUGGACCUCCUCAAGGGAAAUGGCAUUUUCAAUUAUCUUGGCAACUUUUUAGCCUAUUUCUUAGAAGGCAAAUGUUUUCAAAGCACAAGCUUAGUCAGAUUUGGCACUAAGCGGCUUCAGAGGGGAUGAUUUGUGGGGAUAGCCUAAAGUUUCCAGUCUGCCAAGCUGUGCCUGCACAGGGUCUAUAUGGGGCACACCAUGGAAUGUGAUGGUGUUACCCAUGCUAUCCCUGUUCUAUGGGCAGGGGAAGCCAAACCCAGUUGGCUCUUGCUAUUUCCAGGGUAACUAAAGCCAUGUUGUCCCCUUCUGUGUCGAUAGCGCCUCUUUCUCGCUACUGCUGCCAACAUCUGCUUUGUCAGUGUAGAAAUGGAAGAGGAAAGGAAGAUUCGCUAAAGCACUAGGUACUGGAAUGGCAUGGAUGCAGCUUUGAAUAUUGACUCUCUGCAAAGCUUCUAUAAAAUAUUAAGCCACAUCUCUAUGAGAAAUAUAAUAUAUAUGUAUGUCUGUAUAAAA
This is a messenger RNA of Rhineura floridana, 2349 nucleotides long. RefSeq names its product PDZ and LIM domain 2 (gene PDLIM2). The transcript has 10 exons. The record is from RefSeq and is a predicted model, not a curated record. Gene Ontology annotation, biological process: muscle structure development; actin cytoskeleton organization; heart development. Gene Ontology annotation, molecular function: muscle alpha-actinin binding; actin binding. Gene Ontology annotation, cellular component: stress fiber; Z disc; filamentous actin. The coding region runs from base 365 to 1573 and encodes 402 amino acids. Lineage: Eukaryota; Metazoa; Chordata; Lepidosauria; Squamata; Rhineuridae.